Vicugna pacos (alpaca) is the source of this 1758-nucleotide messenger RNA. NCBI's taxonomy places the organism in Eukaryota, Metazoa, Chordata, Mammalia, Artiodactyla, Camelidae. The record is from RefSeq and is a predicted model, not a curated record.
AUGAACCCCCCGGUCAGGAAAGGCGGAGGCGCACAGGACAGUGCUCGGCCCCGCGCGCCGCCGCUCCUCCAGUCCCGGAAGCCCGCGUCGCCCCUGCGGCGCAAUGCGGACACCCGGGGACAGAGAGCUGGUCCGGGGGUGGUCAUCCCGGCUGAGGGGCGGCUGGUGCUUAUCACCGACCAGGCGCUGCUCGUCUGCAAGUACGACUUCAUCAGCCUGCAGUGCCAGCAGGUGGUCAGGGUGGCCUUGAGCGCGGUGGACACCAUCUCCUACGGGGAAUUCCAGUUCCCCCCGAAAUCGCUCAACAAGCGAGAAGGUUUUGGGAUCCGCAUUCAGUGGGACAAGCAGAGCCGCCCGUCCUUCAUAAACAGGUGGAACCCCUGGUCCACCAACGUGCCCUACACCACAUUCACAGAGCACCCGAUGGCCGGCGUGGAUGAGAAGACAGCCUCUCUGUGCCAAUUGGAGAGCUUUAAAGCGCUGUUAAUCCAAGCUGUCAAAAAGGCCCAGAAGGAGAGUCCUCUGCCAGGACAGGCGGGCGGCGUGCUGGUCCUGGAACGCCCCCUGCUCAUCGAGACCUACGUGGGGCUGAUGUCCUUUGUCAACAACGAGGCCAAGCUGGGCUACUCCAUGGCCCGCGGCAAGGUCGGCUUCUAGGUGCCCUGCUCGGGCCGUCCUGGGGAGCCGGGCAGGCAGGACCCGGGGCCUCGGGGCAGCUCCCCUGCUGCUGGCAGGCUCGGGGCCCUGACCUAGGGGUCUGGGUGUGAUUGGCGGAGUCAAAUGAACUGUAUACUUCAGCCGGAUAUUGGAUGUCUGCGAACGGGAGCUACAGGCAAAACAAGGUGAAUCGGGCUGUCCCCGUCCUGGCCAGCGUCAAUUUCCUAGAACCUCACUUUUCCUGUUUCUCCUGGUGUCUCCAUCCAGCUUCCUGCCGUCCUCCCACCCCAGCCCCUGAGCAUGUUAGUGAUAAACAUUGGUGAUCCCACUAGGACCCCCCCGUCGGCACCUCAGCUGCGUAGACGACCACACCCAGGGAGGUACCGAGUACCCCAGUGCCUGUAGUUGCAAAUGUUUACAGUUGGUGUCAAAUUUUGUAUCUUGAGAUUUAAUCCAUCUUCUUCAAGCGAAUACGAAAGAAGCCAGCAGACGUGAGCUCAGCAAGAGAGUCUGCCUGUCAGCUCCUGAACAGGCAGUUGCUUUUGUGUAAACAAGUGUUUGACCUAAAGUCACACUUUUUCUAAAGUUAAUCUACAUUGUGUUAAUAAUACCCACGGUAUCUUCCCCAGGCCCAAAAAGGUUUGCAGAAAAUCAUUUUAAAACCAGUCAUUAGUUUGAAAGUCAGAUGGAUAAGUUCUUUUGCACUCAAUUUUGACAACUUUUAAGUUUGUAUCGUCAUAUUCGUAUUUAAAAAGGGAAUUGCUUAGUUUGCUUUUAAAGGAUGCACUUUUAAAAAGGAACCGUAUUAGGGCCUCAUGCAGCAGCUGACCCGUCCUGGUUCCCGCCACUCCCCGCAGACCCGAGCUUGUGGGCAGUCGCAGCUCGCCGCCCCCACCCCGUCCGCGGCCCAGCCCUGUGCCUGGGAGCUUUUGCUGAUUUUAGUGCUGGCUCACGGGUCCCUGCUCCUGAUUUAUGACCCUGGCGUAGCUGUAGUCAGCACGACGUGACCUGGACGCAGGGGCCUGUCAAAAAGCAGCCUCCACACCCAGCCUGGGUCCUGAGCCUUGCUUUUGGUCUUGUGGUAAAGAUACUUAGAAUUGA